Molecule: messenger RNA, 5967 nt
Organism: Eleginops maclovinus (Patagonian blennie)
Lineage: Eukaryota; Metazoa; Chordata; Actinopteri; Perciformes; Eleginopidae
Exons: 5
Coding region: 3243-4769 (508 amino acids)
Source: RefSeq, a predicted model, not a curated record
GCGGGAGUGGGCCAAUGGGAGCUACAAAAUUAAUAUUUGGACUUUUGAGUUUAAUUGUCUUCUUUAAUUCAUGGCAAGGUUGAAGCAUGAACAGAAUAAUUUAAACACCGCAGAUAAGUCAUAUAUCAUAUCGAAAUACAGACACUUUGUAGUAAAUGAUCAAGGACUACUUCGACACGCGGGAAGAGACUAUGCCUGACAACGGCCUAGAACCGAGGCGGAGUAACACGACGCGGGGACCGAAGUGACGAGUGGUGAACGUGUCGAAGCAGAUUUUUUUUACACGAGGCUGAGGAACAGCAGAAUUCAAGCACGUCCAGUUCAUGUGGAAAUGUAAGUUUUGUGCCUUUUCCUCCAGUGGCCAAGGAAAAAUAAUACAGCAUUAUAAAGAGCAUCAUGGACAUCACCGGAGGUGUUCAGGCCUUGUCUGCAUUUAUCAAGACUGUUUGAACACAUUUCAAACCCAAACUGAACUUAAAAACCACUUGAAAGAACAUUCAAAAGGUCAUAAAAUUGUGACCAAGUUAUGCUGUGAUUUGUGUACAUUCUCAGAGCCUAGUAACAUUAUCAAAUAUUGUGCCCAUCUGAAGACUCAUUUGAGGAACAGGGAAACAGUUAAAUGUCCGUUUGCAGGUUGCUCUUUCAAGUCCAAUGUACUGUCAACAUUUACUUCUCAUAGAAGUCGCUAUCAUAGGUUGUCCACCUUAAACAGUUUAAGACCAGAGCUUUUUGUACACCAUGCACUUACAAAUGCAGUGCUAGAAGAGGAUUCUGUUUCUGGGACUGAGGCAUCAACUUCAUAUGAUUCAGUACCCGAGGGUGUACCUCCUCUUGAAAAUGGAGAGGCAAUUAAACGUCAGUUGGCAUCUUUAUUUAUCCGUAUGCAAACAAUUCUGCAUGUUUCAAAUUCUGCAGUACAGGAAGUAAUUGAUGAGUUAUUUGACAUUGGAGACUUUGCUUAUAAAAAUAUUAAAACAAUUAUAGAGAAAGUUUUGGAGGAAAAUAACUGUGCAGCUGAUGCCUCUGUUGUAACAUCAUUGUCUGAUGAAAUACAAUCGUUGAACCCACUCAAAUUUCUUUCAAGAGCAGGGCCUUUGGGCACAGAACGUAAAAGGCAGUCAUUUUACAGAAAGAUUUUUACAGUGAUUGAACCGGUUGAAUAUGUGCUAAAUCCACAAGAAAAAAAUCAUUCAUUUGUUUAUGUUCCUAUUUUAGAUUUGUUAAGUAAGUUGUUGGAAAGAAGUGAGAUUCUAGAGAAAUUACAGAGAUCCAAUGGACAGGAAGGUCAUUACUGCUCAUUUCAAGAUGGUGAAUACUUUAAAGAAAACAAACUUUUUGCUGAAGAAUUAGGCAUAGCUCUUGGCUUAUACAUUGAUGAUUUUGAAAUCUGUAAUCCAUUGGGAACUUCAAGAAAGAAACAUAAGUUGUGUGGUAUAUAUUGGGUGAUAGCUAACUUACCCAUAAGACUUAGAUCAACAUUAUCAUCAAUUUAUCUAGCUGCAUUGUGCAAAACUGUACAUAUAAAACAAUAUGGUUACAGCAAAGUUUUGGAGCCUCUGAUUAGAGACCUUCAGCAUUUAGAGACGACUGGUGUAUUUGUGAAAAGACUUGGGUCUUGUGUCAAAGGUACUGUUUUGUAUGUGUCUGCCGAUAACUUAGGUGCACACUCCCUUGCUGGAUACCAAGAGUCUUUCAACGUGGAGAAAUUUUGCAGAUUUUGUUUGGCUAACCUUAAAGAUAUUCAGCAUCAUGAUGUCAGAAGUGGGGCAUUUACUUUGAGAACACCAGAACUGUUUGAUGAAGCCAUUAAUGUGCUUAACACAACUAAUGCCUCGUGUGUUCAUGGUUUGAAGAGAGACUGUCCUUUAAGCAGACUUGCCCACUUUCAUCCUGUAAAAGGUUUUCCACCUGAUUUUCUGCACGAUUUAUUGGAGGGAAUUGUACCUGUGGAACUAUGCAUAUGUCUUUCAGAUCUUAUUGCUAAAAAGUAUUUCACAUUGAAUGAUCUUAAUGAUAGAAUAGCAUCAUUUCCUUUUCAGUUUUCUGACAAAACUAACAGGCCUCAGACAAUACCAACAAACUUUUCAAAAAAAAGAACAAUUGGUGGCAACGGACACGAGAACUGGGCACUUCUGAGAUUUCUUCCACUGUUGAUUGGCCAUCAUGUUCCAGAGAGUGAAAAGACUUGGUCUGUGAUCCUUGAACUGAAAGACAUUGUGGAGGUGUUAUCAAGCCCCUCUUUCACAACAGAAACCCUGUGCUACCUACAAGCCAAAAUUUCUGACCACAGACAGUUGCUCUUAGAAUUAUUUCCUGGUACUAAAUUACGCCCUAAACAUCAUUAUCUUGAACAUUAUCCUGUUCUGAUUCAGAAAUUUGGACCAUUAAUUGAGUUCUGGACAAUACGAUUUGAGGCAAAACAUUCUUUUUUUAAAAGAAUGGUUCACAAUACUGGCAAUUUCAAAAAUAUUCUGCACACGUUGGCCACAAGACAUCAACUGAUGUUGUCAUAUUACUUGGAGAUGCCAACUAUUUUCAAGCCAAGCAUUGAGACUGGACGAGUAUCAGUUGUGUCUGUGGGCAUCCUAGAUGCUGCAAUCAGAGAGGCUGUAUGGAAUAAGUUUGAAGGUCUGGACUCUGUUUCACUCACCUCCAUUGCUUACUUGAAUGGGACAAAAUAUUCUAAAGGCAUGGUACUCUCAGUUGGACAGACGUGUGGACUGCCAGAUUUUGGGAGAGUAUUGGAGAUCUGUGUAGUGGAUGGUUACAUAUCAUUCAUUACUGAACUAUUCACAGCGACCUUCCAAGAGCAUUUCAGGUGUUACCAGCUUGCCAGAAGAGAUCCUGCAACAAUUGUGGUCAUUGAUCCGGACCGUCUGAAUGACUACAUUCCCCUUGCUGCAUACCCUGUUGAAGAAAAGCUGCUCGUCACUCCAAGGACAUUCAUGUUACAUUAAGGUAAUAUUUGAUUGGGUUGGUUUGUCAUAAAUUUAAACAAACUCUUAAUCUUUGGACCACAUAACGGGAUAUAAACUGCACUUUAAAGGUUAGACGACACUAUUUGCUAUAUAACGAUGUAGUGUAGAAAUGGCUACCUGAUCUCUGAAUUCACCCUCCCUAUCUGUUGUAAUCUCUCUGCUGUUUUAACUCCAUUCACAGCUUCUUUUAGAUUUAUGUUAUUUACUGUUUAAUGAAGCGUUUUCUUGUUUGUUCACUGUGUUUCAGUUCUUGGUAUCUCAUCAAUGAUGCUUCUCAGAGUCAUCGUCUCACCUCAGGAAAUAAGACGUGUCACCCUACAGGAGGUUCCCCCAUCAGUUGAUGAGCUAUGUGUAGUUCUGGGCAACACUCUGGGCCUCCGUGGGAAGUUCCUUUUACAGUUUGAAGAUCCAGACUUUGGGAAUGAGCUCUGCAAUUUGACAGACAUCAAGGACCUACCAACUGAACGAGCCACACUGAAAGUUCUGUUCACGUUUUCUGAACCAGUUUCUGACUCGACAUUAGAUACUGCAAGCCUUAGUUCCCAGAAUAGUGCAAGCCCCGAGCCCCCUAGUAGUGGUGAUUCUUCAGAAUGGCCUGAUCCCUUUGUUAUUUCAGAUUUCUCCCAUGACGUUGAGUUUCAGCUGAGGGUAGCAAAUGAUGCCUAUGCCAAGGAUGGAGCUGUGACGGUCAUCUCAAAGAGUGUGAAGAGUGAAAUACUGGACAGACUGGCUGAUAGCAUAACCAGAAUCACUUGCUAUCCAAGUAAAGACAAUUUAGAAAGCGUAGCCAAAGCUCUUGUUGCAAAGCAUCCUUGUCUCAGGGAGCCGGGUUCAGGUAAAGGAUGGUACUGCUGGAGAUUCAGCCUGAUAUUCAAGAUGGGCAAUUACCGUCAGAGGAUGAUGGCAGCUGGAUGCCCUGAAGUUCUUGUAAAUAAAAGAAAAAGACAGGGAAACACCAAGCCAGUCAAGAAGGCAAAAAAGGGAGAGAUCCACUACUUACCAGAGCCACCUGAUGGACAAACUACUGUUAAAUCAGAGAAGGAUCGUGAGACCAUGCUUUUGGAAGUGCAGAAGAGAGAGCCAGAUUUGCACCUGCUCGAUGAAUUGAUGACUGCAACAUUCUCCCAGCGAAGACAAGAGAUCAUUGGUGACGAGCCACUCAUUGCUGCAGUCAAGGACAGAUGGCCUGCAUUGUUUAGUGAGAGACAGCUCAGUGCUGAGUUCAGUAGAAUCGUCACCAAAGACCUGCUGGAGUCAUUCCUGGAUGGACUUGAUGCCUUGGUGCCAGAUGUUCUACAGAUGUACGGAGAAGCUGCUGCAUCAGGCAGGAGGGUGCGCCUGAGCAGUGUUCUCAGUUGUCUUCAAAAGGAGGACACGAACCAAAACAAAAGAACAGCUGUCCUACUUGGUCUUCCAUGCUACCUUGCAGAAGAUUCCUCUGACAUAAUCAGGAUGUGUGAUGCUCAUGGUGAAACCCUUGACGUGCUAAUGAGCGGGAUGCAAGUUGGACUGUUGAUUGGACACGAAGGCCCUCUGCAUGAUGCAUUUCCAUUGGAUGUUUUCAACGUGGCUCUGGUAGUAGAGGAGAAGAUCAUCCUACAUGACCUCCGAGAUGUGUCCACAGGCUUUGCCAUGUUACUGGGUGCAAUCUACUGCCUAAACCUUGAGUACCCACGUAAUAUGAAGUAUUCUUUUGAGUUCCUGCAGAGGGUUGUCAUGAACAUUAAACCGGACCAAUGUUCAGCCAGAAUCCAUGGACUCAGAAAUAAACUGCUUAGAUAUCGCAUGUAAACAAAGAAAUGCACUCGUCAAGCAACUACUAGGAGGCAGCAGUUAUUUGGGAAGCUUGCCUUGUUCUUUACACUAGCAUACAGGUUUUCAUCGGCUUAGUUUGUUCAGCACAAGUCAGGUAUGCGUGACAAAUGUGUCACUUGUGAAGUUGAAAAAUCUGAAAUUGUUGAAAAAUCUAAAAUAGUUCAAAUGUGCAAAACAUUUUGAGGUAUAAUGAAAACAAACUUGUUUCGAAUUGUGGUUAAAGAAUCUUUUAGACGUGGAUGUUGAUGUUUUGUAAAGCUCUGCGUAUACCACAUUUUUCCUCUGUACAACUUUGCCAUACUUAUUCUCUCAUUGACAGUUUUAAAAUUGUGUUCAAUUAACACAAAUUUAAGUGAGGAUAAGUAAGUAAGUAUUUAUAAUGUACACCAUUGUUUUUGUUCAUAUGACGAUAUGGACCGGUUAUCUCACUUUUUGCCUCUUAUGACACCUGCCCAUCUGUCCCCCUUUCCCCAGCACUCUCGGUUGUCAACCUCAGUGAGGCCUGUUUUGAUGCCAAGACAUGUUUAAGAUGUAUCAAUGUUCCACAUUGUUCAUAUUCAUGUCGAGAUUUUAUGAUUAUCUGUUUACUAUCUCACAUACCUCAUUGUUCAACCCCACCUCACCUUCUUUCUUUCUACGAGUCCACCCUCUGUCUCGCUGUCUGUCUGCAAGUCCACCCUCUGUCUGUCUGUCAGUCCACCCUCUGUCAGUCCACCCUCUGUCUGUCUGUCUGUCUGUCUGUCCACCCUCUGUCUGUCUGUCUUGUCUGUCUGCAAGUCCACCCUCUGUCUGUCUGUCUUGUCUGCCUGCAAGUCCACCCUCUGUCUGUCUGUCUUGUCUGUCUGCAAGUCCACCCUCUGUCUGUCUGUCUUGUCUGUCUGCAAGUCCACCCUCUGUCUGUCUGUCUGCAAGUCCACCCUCUGUCUGUCUGUCUUGUCUGUCUGCAAGUCCACCCUCUGUCUGUCUGUCUUGUCUGUCUGCAAGUCCACCCUCUGUCUGUCUGUCUUGUCUGUCUGCAAGUCCACCCUCUGUCUGACUGUCUUGUCUGUCUGCAAGUCCACCCUCUGUACAUUACAGAGACAUACAUUGGGUAUGGCAUGUUAAAACCUUUAACUUCUGUUAAAGUUUAUAUAAAUGUAUUUAUAAAAUAAAUGUUCUUGGACAAAUGCAAGAA